Molecule: messenger RNA, 797 nt
Organism: Haliotis rubra (blacklip abalone)
Lineage: Eukaryota; Metazoa; Mollusca; Gastropoda; Lepetellida; Haliotidae
Exons: 5
Coding region: 235-675 (146 amino acids)
Source: RefSeq, a predicted model, not a curated record
UCAAACUCCUCAUCUGGCCUCACUCCGAGCUGCUCCUCCCUGUCUCUCCGCUCCAGCAACAGCCGAGCAUCCCUCCGCAGCAUCUCCAGCGACAGACUCAACUCCACUGGCACAGCGUUUGGACUGCCCUUGGGGACUGGAAAGUUGUUCUCGUGUGAGGACGAACCUCCGCUGGACUUUGAGUGGAACCGCCUGAGUGAGCUGAAGAGACGGAAUACACUGUGUUUACCUCACAUGAAGUCGUCCUACCCGGUCGAGACCCAGUCAUGUGAAAACAAGAAGUUUGAAGAUGAUGGCUUCAAGCGUGUGUCCGAUGCUUCCUUUCUCUCAAAGAAGAGGAAGCCCAACACAAUGGACGUAGAUGACGGUCCAUCAAAAACCUUACCUGAAGACCACAGAAAACAUGCUCGGUAUGGCACUGUGUAUCAGCGUCCUGGUCCACCAACACCGGCCAAUGGUCACUCCAUGACACGGCGGAGCUCCGGACGUCUCAACCAGAGUCCAAAGACACCGGUCAGCACCCGGAGGAAGUCGAGGUCUAACUCUCGUACACCACGAGGCACUCUCAGACGCACUCCAAAGGGAGUGUCACCACGAACUGCACACUCACCUCGGUGGGAUAGUGAAAAUAAAGCUCCGGCUAAACUGUCUGACCGACGAGAGAGUAUCCUUUAGCAUCGGCUUCUCCCCUGUACACAACCAGGGGAUGAGUCGCGGCAUGAAGCGCCAGACGGGCUUCAUUCAGAAGCAGCCAGAGGAGAAGAAGAGCCAGCCUAGGCGACACAAAAACCAUCGGU